Molecule: messenger RNA, 468 nt
Organism: Corylus avellana
Lineage: Eukaryota; Viridiplantae; Streptophyta; Magnoliopsida; Fagales; Betulaceae
Source: RefSeq, a predicted model, not a curated record
AUGGAUACCGUUGCCCUGUCUCAGCGUCUUCGUAACUUUUGUUUGCCCGGCCCUGGGUGGGCCACCCGCCACCACGCCUGCCGCCGGCGUUUCAGGAAGAGCUCGGUUUCUUGGCCGUCGCUGUUCUAUCAGGAUUACGGGAUACCGGACGAGAAGGAGACACCGGAGACUGCUGCUCCGAAUACCGGCGGUGGAUCUAAUGAAGAGGAUAUGCCGAUGGUGGUGAAGAAGCCAGAGAGAAAACAUAGCAAGCGUGUACGACCGGCGGCGCCGAGAGUCUCAGUGAAAAAACAGAGAGUUCCGAUUGCUCUACCGAACGAUGAGAUUGUAAAGGAUUUCGUCGCCAUCACCGGAAAGAGGCCGGUGAGGAAACCUCAGAAGAGAAAGAAGGUCGUUCAGAAAAAGCUCGAUUAUCUUUUUCCGGGUUCGGGUUUGGGUCCUAUUAUUAUGAGUCUCUACAAAAGAUAG